AUGACGUUGCAAAACGACUUGCCACAAGGCUUUGUCAGGCACGUCGUCCGUCGUUCCAACAUUGUUGCCAGGCAAGCAGUCGCCACCCGCAGCGCUACACAUGCAGCUGCCACUGCCACCAAAAAUGCAAUCGAAGCAAAACAAACCUCAAGUCUCGCCCCACUCGUGGUGAUCAUCAUCCUAGGCGGUCUCAUUGGCAUCUUCAUUCUCUUUGUGCUCAUCGGUAUCACCUGCAAGUUCGCCAACCGUCCACGCACCGACAGGCGACCUCAGUUGCAACCAAAAGCCAUGUAUCAGCCAUCCGCUGCUGGUUAUGGAACAGCGGCAGCAUCCUAUGGUGGAGCGUAUAGGGGUAAUGAGUCCAUGCACGAUAUAUCCAGCCCAAAUGCUGGCUUGCUCGAUUCCGCUCAGCCUAUGGGCAGAGGUGGUCGCUUUGAAGAGGCUGAUAGCUCCUUAGGUAGUUCCAAUGGGAUUGCGAUUGCGAAUGGUCAUGCGGCCAACGGCCCAAACGGCCCAAACGGUGGAUUCGGUAUGAUUCCAAGCAACAGUGGAGGCAGCUUGAGUCGAGAUGGAUCGCAUCGCUUUGGUCCUUUUCGUGGCGGUCACGCUCGGGGCUCCAGCAGCGGCAUCGAGCUUCCUGCCUCAGCAGCAUCCGCUACUUUCCGACGCAAUGUCAGUGGCUCCCAUCCCCCAAUUCACUCCAACGGUGAUGACAGCUACGACUCACCACACUCCGGCUCGAUUCUUCCUGACGGUUCAGGAUUCACACCAGGUCAGAUCUUCGACCACAACGCCAUCAACGGGGGCGCACCGAAACCUUCCGCCGAGAUGCGCGAAACCCGCAGCAGCUACCUUGCUGGUCCACCCAACGAUCUUCUCCUCCCUCGUGGCAGUCCAGCGCAACCCAACCCACAAGCAAGACCCUAUCCACGAGGCCCACCACCAGCUACCUCCAACAACCGUCGUUCGAGAUACGCACAGGCUCAGCUUUCUUCAUUCACAGAGAUGGCCACAACGCGAAGGAGCAGGAUUGACAGUGUCGGACCUGGAACCUACCGCAAGUCGAUGUUCUUACCUGCCGAGGCACACGAUGCCAUGCCGAAUGAUGAAUACGCUGGUGGGUCACAGAUGCGUCGUACUACUUCGAACAAUACUCAGAACGGUGCUGCGAGAGGUGCAGAUCUUAGACGUGUAGAAAGUAUCGGUAAAGGUGAUCCAAGACGGUCCAGUAGAUACCGCGCCAACAACCGCGCUAGUAGGAUUCCCUCCAUGGUCGUUCAGCAAGAGGAGCAUUUCGAGACAAUCGCAACGAAUCCACGAGGGUAUAGGGAGGGAUUACCAGAUGUCGGAGCUCAUGGAUUGUUACCGACGCCUGGAUGGGAUGGUGGUCAACGCUCGCCCUAUGGCGGGAGCUCAAAUGAAUCUUCUAGCCCAUUAGGACCACUGGGGCCGAACGAUCCGAUGCUGAGCAUACAACAGCAGCAACAACAGUACACGAGCGGCGGUGGAGGAGGAGCAGGGGCAAGAACGAUGCCUUACGGUGCAGGCUUUGGUGCACCUAUGCCAAGACCGGGUAUGGCUACGACGCAGAUGUCGUCCGCCUAG
Ustilago hordei is the source of this 1605-nucleotide messenger RNA. RefSeq lists its product as uncharacterized. The coding region runs from base 1 to 1605 and encodes 534 amino acids. The transcript has a single exon. The record is from RefSeq and is a predicted model, not a curated record. Lineage: Eukaryota; Fungi; Basidiomycota; Ustilaginomycetes; Ustilaginales; Ustilaginaceae.